Messenger RNA from Penicilliopsis zonata CBS 506.65, 1323 nucleotides. RefSeq lists its product as hypothetical. Bases 313 to 1170 code for a protein of 285 amino acids. Lineage: Eukaryota; Fungi; Ascomycota; Eurotiomycetes; Eurotiales; Aspergillaceae. The record is from RefSeq and is a predicted model, not a curated record. The transcript has 4 exons.
CUGGUCUUCCAGCAGUAAAUGCGAUGAAUUUGACUCACUGGCAGUGUAUCAACGCGGAAAAUCCAUCAAUCUCGAAUGUUUCAGCCCCUCUGACGAUCCAGAUACUCCCAGACACGGGAGAACGUGGCUGAGUCGUCGUUGAGCUGGUGUUGUUGUUGUUGUUCUUCUUCUAAUAUUAAUGUCUCGGACAGGCACCGACCAACCAAUCACGGGACUCGCCCCUCCCUUCUUCUUCGUCAGCGAAUCCUGCUUCUCUCCAGCAUCACCACGCUUCUUACAAGAUGGAGACCCCAUCGACUGGGCCCGUCGGGGAUGCCAAGGAGCCGGUCUCGAAGGAAGCCCACGCUCGACGACGUGAUCAGGUUCGUCGCGCACAACGGUAUAUAUCAUUUCUUUUAUCACCCGCCCCCUACUCCCUCUUUUCCCUGGCUUCUGCUGACUGGCAGGAAACACCGCGAGAGGAAGGAAAAUCACCUGCGUGCUCUGGAAGACGAGCUGCAUGAUCUGUACAACUUUAUCUCCCUUACCGAAGAAUUGAAGGAGCAAGCGGCUGAGAAUGCCUUCCUGCGGGACCUUUUGGUUGCGCACAGUAUCCCCUUUCCAGCAGGUGUGCCUGCUGUGCGGAAGGGAUAUCUGGCUGAGGUGCAGGUUGUGGGGAAAGAUGCCUGCCAGUGUUUGAAGGUCACGAUGCCGGAUCUCGAGCCAUGGUCCAGCUCAGACACGGCAGGCGUGGGCCAGACUCAGGAUCAGCCACAUCCGCAUAGGUUACAUCGAACCCAGGUUGGUGUGGACUUUGUGUUAUCGCUUGAGCAACACUGUCUAGAACACACACGCCGUGGAUACCCGUAUGAACCGUCUGGCCACGCCAUGUCGAUGCAAGGCAUUUUAUUGGCGGGUGCACCGGAGACUCUCCACGAAGGCUCGGAAUGGGAGACCUCAGCCGCAGAGCUAGACCGGCUCUUUGAGCUGUCCGGUAGCUUGGGUCUGGAGGGUUUCAUCACCCCGGUCCAGGGGUGGAAUCGAAUCAAGUCCCAUCCACAGUUCCACGAGCUGACACCCAUCAAGUUGGAGGAAUUGAAGCAAACUUUGGCUGAAAAUAUGAAGUGUUUCGGAUUCGGGUCCAUCAUCGAGGAAGAUGUGUUCGACGACCUGCUCUCGCGGUUCAUAUAACCUAGGCCAGUUCGUAAGUAUGUUAAUGCCUUUACUUCGAGCUGUCAUUAAGAUCAAGACAACCGAUUUAAGAAGAAUGCCUAGGCAGCACUUCUUGACUUACUACAGUACUACAAGUAAACACCAUGGCUUUAUGUUUAGCUAAGGUAGUAG